GUCACCAGUUGAUGAGAUGGCACAGAGUGCUGAGGUCCAGCCAAGCUUUGAAGACAUUUUUAAUAUUCUAUCCCAGGUCCCAGCAGAAAAGCUCCUUAGCCUCAAACAUAAACUGAAGCAUUUAAUAUUUGCGCCCAGCAGUAAAUUACUGCAAGCCAUGGUCCUACUUACUCUGGGACAAGAAGCAGAUGCACGAAUUUGUCUGAAUGCUCUGGGAGAUAACCUGGCAGCCCUGUACAUCCAUCAGACCAAACUAGGCACUGCAGCAGUGCAGAAAGACGGUGGUAAUUCACAGCACCCCCAGCUAGAUGCAGGUGCCAUGGCAUUUCUGGCACAGAUCUACUUGCUGCUGGCAAAUGAAAAACUGUGCAGUCAUGAAGCUGUGGUCAAAGCUGAACAGGCUGCUAACAAUGCUAGCAGGGAUGCUCAGAGAGACACACUCAAUAGCAUCCCAGUUGGAGAUCAGGAAAGAUAUGGCUUAGCUAUCAGCACUGUGGAUUCAGAUAGCAAGUUUCGGACACUGAGAUCUGAUGUGAGCACAGGAUUUCUCCGUAUGACUAGCCCAAAUAACACCGUGAAAAGUUCCCCAAUGAAGAUUAGAAAAACCUCAGACCUUUCAGGCACACAGACCUUGCAAUCCUCAGGGAUCUCCGAUUCCUUCACCAGUCUCCUGAUCAGUCAAUCACCAACAGCUAUUUUUUGCACACCGACUCCUUCCUGUCAGUCCAGUCGGCUGUGUGAAGUGAGCACCAGUGAUGCUGGACAGCCUGAUGGAGAGAGACAGAGCCACAGCCUGCAGGAAACUGGCAGGGCCAGCAGCCCCAGCAGUCAUUCCAGGCAGGACACAAAUCCCCAAGUCCCCCAUCUGGGGAAGACACUGCAGGUCAGUUCCUCUCGUCUAUCUCUCCCUAUUGUUGAAACACAGCUGCCCAUACUGGGUGCUGUGGGCCAACCUGUUGAGAGUAAUGAUAUUUCUAGCACAGUGAUAGCAGAACCUCAGGUACCAAAAGAAAGCAGAGACCAAAAGCAGAAAUUAUCUACAAGUCUUCCCUAUUCAAGAAUGACAAUAAAUACUGGUCCUGCCUGCAUACCCAUAGAAGACUCCUACAUUCCAGCAGGAACUUCCAACUCUGCACCUGCUUCCACUUCAGUUUGUUCCUUUCCUCCUCAAACCUAUUUCUCUUCAGCCAUUCUCCGUCCUCUUCAGAGCAUUCCUUACAACGUACCAUUUCCCCCUCCCCUCCACUCAUCUCCCUCUCCAACUGGCCCUCCUCCUUUAAAAACUGUGGAAGCAUCAUUGGCACCAGAGCCCAAUGGUGAAAAGAAAAAGUUUUUCACUUUUGUUGUUCUACAUGCUUGGGAAGAUGAGCAUAUUGCCUGUCGCAUCAAGGACCUGCUAGAGAACAUGGGGGUUCCCAAUGGUGCCACAUUCUGUGAGGACUUCCUUGUUGCAGGACACAACCAGCUGACUUGCUUUCAGGAUGCUAUGGAAAACUCUGCUUUCCUUAUCCUUCUGCUGACCAAGAACUUCCUGUGCCACCAGUGUAUGUUUCAAACAAACUCAGCUCUGAUGGAGUCCAUCCAGCGACCUUCCAAGCACAACUCUGUCAUUCCUUUUGUACCUAAGGAAAACCCACUGGAGCGGAGUCAGAUUCCCAGCAUGCUCAGUGUGCUGGUGGCCUUGGAUGAGAACUCUCCUGUGUUUGCCAGGACAGUGCAGAACACCUUUACCCCCGAGAAGAUCAAUGAAAGGAAAGCCAUGUGGUGCCAGAUACAGCAAGUCCAAGAGCAGAAAAGGAAACUAGAGCUAUAUCAGGAUCACUGCCAAACACUGCAGAAUUUAGGUGCUUUGACCCUCGGUUCCCUUCCCCAAAUGUCUCCAUCAGCUAUGCAGCUGAAUCAGUCAAGCCUAGAGCAGCUGCUGGAACAGCUCCUGCCUCUCCAGUCAUCCCAACAGUGCCAUCCCCCAGUGUCUGUCUCUGCUGCCACACGCCCACUUCCCCGGGCUGGUCAUCCCACAUCUGCUCAGGUGGGUCCCUCUCCUUCCCAACCACUUAAUCUCCCAUCAGGCCAGCACUACACAACUACAGAUCCAGGAGGUGCCCGUUCCAUCAUCAUCCAACAUGCUCGAAUGGUUCAGAUUGGGAACCACAACACAAUGCAUGUGGAAACUGCUGCCCCAGGUCCACAGGACAGUGAGGAAGAAUCCAGGGAGAAUGCUUAAUCAGAGAUGCAGAAUGUCAGCCAGAGACACUCACUCUUCAUGUCAAACCCUAGGUUAUAGAGAUUCUGCUGGAAAUGGGACUAUUCUGAUUUCACUGGGGCCUAAUAGCCUCUAUUUCUUGAGCACGGGAGAAAACUGCCUUCUUUUACAAAGAGGUUGUCACUUUCUAAGACUACUAUCCAUUUGCUUAUUUUCCUUUAACUGAGAAUACAAUUUUCUUGAUUUUCUGAGGAUUAACUGAAA
Molecule: messenger RNA, 2467 nt
Organism: Gallus gallus (chicken)
Lineage: Eukaryota; Metazoa; Chordata; Aves; Galliformes; Phasianidae
Gene: TICAM1
Product: toll like receptor adaptor molecule 1
Exons: 1
Coding region: 17-2224 (735 amino acids)
Biological process (GO): response to exogenous dsRNA; positive regulation of canonical NF-kappaB signal transduction; positive regulation of cytokine production involved in inflammatory response
Molecular function (GO): protein kinase binding
Source: RefSeq, marked provisional